AUGGGGGCGGCGCGGCGGCCCGCACAGAGUCCAGACGGAGGCGGCCCGGCUGCCCGCCGCCGCCGCGGCCCGGGGCGGGCUGGGCCCUGGGGCGGUGGCGCGCGCGGACCCCCAAGCGGCGGCGGCUCGGCGCGGAGGCAGGGGAGGCCGCGCCGGGGCUCGCGGCCAGGCGGGCGGCCGCUCCUCCUCCCCGCCCUGCUGGACGGCCUCACAGGCCGCCCAUCGCCCGACGCGAGGGGCCGACGCGCGACGCGGAGGAGCUGCCCCCCGCCCCGGGCCUCGCCGCCCGCCCCGGGCCGGGCGGACCCCGUCCUCUCUGGGCCGGGGCCGGGGGCUGACGGAGGGAGGGCUGGCGUGGGAGGGCCCGAGCCUGCUGCUCCUCCGGGCCGAGGAGGGCCGGGAGAAGAAGGGCAGUCACCCGGUUGGGCACCUUCUGUCACGAAGACGGGUGCAGAGACGCCGCGGGAGAAACGCGCCGUCCGCGGGCGAAACUCGGCGCUAAAUGGCGCCGGGCGUCUGAAGCCUCCACACAGCCCGCUCGGGCCCCGCCCCCCGCUGCCCGGGGCGCCCCACCCCCACCCCGCUCGCGGGGCUCUCGCGCAGGCGUGCCCGCCCCGAGGCCCACUGGGACUUGUAGUUGGCGCCUUGAGGAAUGAACGGGACAGAGGAGGAAGGCGCCUACGACUCCCGUGA
Messenger RNA from Balaenoptera musculus (blue whale), 693 nucleotides. Its product is annotated as myosin IC heavy chain-like. The coding region runs from base 1 to 693 and encodes 230 amino acids. The record is from RefSeq and is a predicted model, not a curated record. The transcript has a single exon. Lineage: Eukaryota; Metazoa; Chordata; Mammalia; Artiodactyla; Balaenopteridae.